This is a messenger RNA of Cydia amplana, 3880 nucleotides long. RefSeq lists its product as uncharacterized. Bases 328 to 3576 code for a protein of 1082 amino acids. The record is from RefSeq and is a predicted model, not a curated record. Gene Ontology annotation, molecular function: protein binding. NCBI's taxonomy places the organism in Eukaryota, Metazoa, Arthropoda, Insecta, Lepidoptera, Tortricidae. The transcript has 5 exons.
CAGUGUUAUCACGGGAGUCGACGGUCUCGCGCGGCGCUGCGGCGGCCGCAGCCCGCAGUCGCGUCGCGCGCACCGUGGCCUCCGCUCCUCUCGCGCCUCCUCCCAAACCUCUUAUCAAAACAUUCAGCCGCCGCUCGGGAUCGAUCCGCGAACGCUUGAUAACGUGACUGUGACUCCAGUGAUACAGUGUUGUUGUGAAACAUGUGAUUGUCAAUUGGGUGCCUUGGAAUACGGGACGAAUUUUUGACAGCUGACAUUUGACUAUUUUAAAGCUCGUAUAGCAGUGAGCGCGUGCGGUGCGACGCGAUGUACUCGUGAACGGUCAUCAUGCGCCUCUUCCGAGGGCCGAAGCGCAGGGAAGUGACCGGGCCGCGAGCCGCAGCGACGCCGGCGCCGUCUCCGUGCCGAGACGCCGCUGGCGCCGGACCCCGCCCGCACGACUUCACCCUAGUCACGGCACUACCAGCUAUGGUCAUGGAGGACGACGUUAGGGAAAUGAAGAAAGUGUUCGCAACGUGGGGUCGUCGUAUGGGAAAAAAGCUUGACAUGCUGAGAAAACCUGACGCAAAAGAAGCUUCACAAGAACAACCUAGUAAUGAAAGCUUUAAUGAGGACUCCCCGAGAAGCAUAUCUGGCCAGUUCAAGAAAAAGCAGCAAUGGAAAAUGGAACGAAGCAGUUCUGAAACUACUUCCUUGAAAAGGGAUAACGACACUGAUUCCAUUAGAAGCGGAUCCCGAGACCGAUCGCCUAGCCCAUUCAAAUCUUUCUUCCAUAGAAUGGGUUCAACGGGAAUGUUAAACUCAUCUAGGUCCCAAACACUAAAUAUCCAUAAAACAUCAGAAAACAGUUAUCCGGUGGCAAGUGGACCUACGCUUUAUCGAAGCUGUUCAACUUCACAUCUAUCUACGUAUGUUAAGGCUGAUGAUCCAUCUGAUGAUAUUGAUUUACAGAACGCUGAUAAUGAUAUUAAAAAGUCUCCUUCAAAGAACAAUAAUAUUUUAACUGAAGAUGCGUUAGUGAAUUCAUCAAAGGCCAUUAGUUGUGAUAAUAUCCCUAAUCUUGAAGGGCAAAGUAAUGGUAUGUGUAAAAAACCAAACUUUCCGUACGCCUUUUUAAGGUCUAAAUUAUCGGUUUUACCCGAAGAAAACAGUAUGGCAUCACAACAACGAACGAGCAGCAUAAGGCAAAGUUACUCCGAAAGAAUAGAUAGAAAAUCACCAAAAUUUCGCAAAGACAGGCUAUUUCUUUCAAAUUCUCGCUCCGAGGAACGAUAUCAAAGCAACGAUAGUAUAUCGGUUCAUGAAGACAUGUUGCUUAAUGCUGCCUUAAGAAAUGAAUACUCUGAUUUCAAUAGAAGUUCUAUGAGAAGUAUCAAUGAAAUCGAUGGCACGUACCCCGCACGGCGACUCGAAGACGUUCACCGACGUUCGUCAAUGAUAUCGCAUAGGCCGCCUUUAGAUUACGAUCCAAUGCUCAUACCGAGAAAUCGAAACAGUUUACCUGUAUAUGAAUAUGGUCCGUAUUUAGGGUCCGUCAGGGACAUAAAAACUGAACUUAUGACAUCGUCUCAAAGUAUACAUCUCGGGCCAGAAAGUACUGAGAUUCUUCAGACUCAUCGACUAAGCAACUAUGUUAGUUCAAAUGAGUCUGGCUAUGACAGCGAUGGACGUCCUACAGAUGAACAUAGCAACCACUCACCGCCAGGAUACUCGAGUCAUAUAUCGCCAGGUACUGUGCGAGCAGAACCAAUUGAUACUACUGGAGAUGUAACUCACGGUAAUUUUUCGAGACAAUUGAGCUUAAACCAUAAAAUUAACGUGAGCAGAGUACAUGUUCCUGCUAGACGGAGUUCUACACCAUGUGCUUUAUUUCCAAUAGAAAAUAGCAUACCUUAUGAAUAUGUAAACAAUAACAGGGAACAGUUUCAUAAGUAUCCCAAUAACCCAUUACAAGUUCUAGAUUAUAAUGAUGCUAAACCACCGCCGCUGCCAAAAAAGACAUUAAACAAAAAAAUACCUUUUGUUUAUAAAACUAUCACACUUGACGAACGUGUGGAAACACGAAAAAUUAAAUUACUUCAUUCCCAAUUAUUGCCAGUAGAACAUUCCUCUAACCCCAAUCUCAGUACUGUAAUACCACCAGUGGACAAUGAAGGCCCCAGUAUUCCUGUACCAGAAACUGAUAUUUUUGGACGGGGACCAUGUACAAAGCGAUUCAGAAAGUUAAGAUUAAUAAAGUCAAGAUUAGAUGAAAGUCUCGGAGUUUAUUUAACGCAACACAGAGUAGACUUCGAUAGCAGUGGCUCUAAUUUUGAGGUACGUUAUAUUGUGGUAAAACUAGAUUUUGACGGCAUAGCGCAUAGGGAUGGAAGACUGCGGAUCGGUGAUGAAAUAGUUAAUGUGAAUGGAAAAGUUCUAAGAGGUCUAUCAUCACUAAAAGAAGUACAGCAUAUUGUUAACUCGUGUUCAACUGAAGCAAAUUGCCAAGAAGGAGCACAAAAAUACCAAGUUGAUCUUGUUAUGGCCCAUGAUGAAAUUACUCCAGUAACAUUAAGUCGGAUAAUAAACAGACAUACUAGCGAUCAAAAUGUGAUAGCGCCUUCGACAUCUAACGUUCCACCUGAUAUAAUUUCGGAAACCGUUCAUAAACCCACGGCUUCAAAUCAAAUAACGAUUGAAACUCAUUUUCCUAGUGAAAACCAAUUUUAUAGUAAUUAUGGAAGUGGUACCAAUAGCACUACCAAUAAUUUCCAGCAUAGUACGCGACGACGAAACAAUAGUCCUUCAAUUCAACUAAAUCAAAAGAGUGAUGACGAAAAAUUAUUAGAGAGGGCUUAUCCGGCACCAUCAGCCACACUGCAAAAUAUUACAAAUAUCGAAAUAUCAAUGAGAUCUUCACCAACACCAAGAAACAGACAUUCAAAUAAUUAUAGACCUAUUUCUCUUCACAAUUCAAGGCCACCUCCUAUGGUCGAGCAGUAUUCAACAAGUAAUGAGAACACAACAAAUGAGAUAAAGGAAAAGUCACCCCAUUACAUAAAACAUGUCCCAAGAUUAUACCAAAACCGAUCAUUUGAAAGCAUUCCUGAGCAACUUCUGAGAAGUAGUAACAGAAGCCGGUUUUUCAAUAGGGUUGGUUCCCAACGCUGCUCUCCAAGCCAUGGUCAUGUGUCUCGACAGCAAGAACACGCAUUAAUGCAGAAUGAGGGACACCAAAGUGGUAUUUAUUCGAACAAUUCUUUGCACAUCGCAGAAUUCUGGAAAGGACAUGGUCAUAAAAGUUUAGGAUUUAGUAUUGUUGGAGGGACCGAUUCCCCGAAAGGACAAAUGGGAAUUUUCGUGAAAACUGUCUUUCCUAACGGACAAGCUGCUGAUAAGGGGACUAUCUUUGAAGGUGACGAGAUCUUGUCAGUCAAUAAUGUGCCAACCCGUGGACUGAGCCAUGCAGGGGCCAUAUCGCUUUUCAAACAAGUUAAAGAAGGAAAAAUUGAACUGACGCUUUCAAGAAGAAGAGCACCUAGGUCAAGAUCUGUGGAACCUCUGGGUAAUUUCCGCUGCGACAAUCUAAAGGAGUGAAUAUUUGGCAGAUGAAUUAGAACCGCGAUAAAAACAAAGUUUGUAGAAAUUUUGAUUAAUAGUGUGCAAUACUUUUUUUUUAUAACAACUAACUGGAGUCACGUAGAAAUACAGUUUUCUGCAAUAACAUUCAAAUAGUAUUCAGAAGAAUGUAUUUUAUAAUAAUUGCGUUCAACGCAUAGUAUUGUACACAAGACGCUAAAUGUUAUAACAACUAUAACAAUCAUUGUACUGUAAUAUUAUCAAUGACUGUUUUCAUACAGAGUUGAAUCUACUUUUGCGACGUAGUCGCUAUACUAUAUGU